CCAAGGACUGGAGAGUGCUUGCAAGAGCUUUGAGGCGACCAGUACCCGAUGUCACAUCGCUGAUGGUCUGCACGCGUGUUCACAGUCUCUGCCGGCCGGCGAAGGUUUAAACGACCGCAUCGUGCAGCAGGAAUCACCAUGAACGCAGCGCAGUUGACACUCUGGACUUCAAUACUGUCAAUACUGGCUGUACUUAAUGAAUCAUCUGAAUUAUGGCUUGAGAUGCCGACAAGACAAAUUGUUGCUGUUGGCAAUUCAGUUGCCCUGACCAGCAAGAUUCCCUCUCGCCUGAGAGCAAAACCUACCACUGUGACAUGGAACAAAGGGAUAAAUGGGACGAUAUUGAUGUAUACCGAUUCUCUCAUAAUUCCAAAAUCUGGAUAUGAAGACCGUUUCGGCUUCAAAUAUCCAAUGCCGGCCAGUGAUGUAUCCAUGUACAUCAAGAACACAAAUUUGACUGACACAGAUUCCUACACUUGCACAGUAGCCAUUUCAAUUCCUAAUGAUGGCAUCAAGCUUAUCUCUGGAGAAACAAAGCUGUUUGUACUGGUUCCACCUUCCACUCCAAAAUGCACCAUCACAGCUGGAAACCAAUAUGUUGGCAGCAACGUGACCCUAAGAUGUCACUCAGCAGAAGGUAAACCUACACCCAAAUACACGUGGAAAUGGACGACUUCCAGGCCAGAGCCUGCUUUACCUCGUGGCUACUCUGUCAAAAAGGGAAACUUGACAUUGACCAACCUCAGCGAAACAAUGUCUGGACUAUACAGUUGCACGUCCGAGAAUGAAAUAGGGAAUGCAUCAUGUUCGAUAAAGUUGGUUGUGAUAACCCCAAAUAAUGCUGGGAUCAUUGUCGGAGCAGUUGUUGGAGUGCUGCUGGGAAUAUGUCUGAUCAUUGCGCUUGUGAUUUGCUUCUGCAAGCAUCAAAGGAGGGAAGCAGAAAAAGAGGAAGAUACAGCUAAUGAGAUAAAGGUGGAUGCACAAGCACCAACACGAAAUACAUGGGCUAUGUCCGGGAGUUCUGAUAUCAUCUCCAAAAAUGGUACACUGUCAUCAGUGAAUAGCACCAUGCAUGUUUACAAACCGUAUCCUACUAAAGCACCAUCAGAUACUGCUUCGACCAUCACUGCAAUGGGUGUCAACGGCACUGGAAGUUACAAACGCCCAAAAAAUUCCCAAAGAUCGGCGGAUAAUGUCUCAAUAAGAAGCUCACCUGGGAAGUCAGCACCGCCUUAUGCAUCAUUCAUCAACACUCACUACUCCAGCCCCUCCACUGCGUGGCAGAAUGGAGUCCAGACACAGGCCCCUAGGCAGGUACCUGCAGUAUCCUCAAUGUCGUCAUCAAACCUUACUAGAAUGGGGGCUGUGCCAGUCAUGGUGCCAGCUCAGAACCAAGCAGGAUCACUGGUGUAGGAGCAAAUCUUUAAUCACUGGGACAUACAGAAAUCCUGCGAUAACAUUGAUGACUAAAGAGUAGGGCUUCAGAUGAGAGAAAUUUUAUGCUGAAAUAUUACAAAUGUAGCAUUGGGUGUGAAUAAUAUUCUGAAGUCCCGUCAUCAGUUUUGACCAUUGUUCAGCUAGAAACUUGAGGGAACCUGAAAUAAGAAAUCUAGCCCAAACAUUGAAUGGGUGAGCAGACGGCCAGUUCUUUCCUGAUAUCUCAGUUGUAACUCAAACAAUACACUUGCUUGACACAAAAUAUUUUUAGAGGAGCAGUUCCAACUAAUUCCAGUUUAUCACAACUCAGCUUGUAAUCUCUGUCAAAAUGUAAUUUGUAAUGAAGAACAUAAAUCUUCGGUUUUAGCUCUGCCCAUCCAAGCUUGUUGCACUCAUUGUUCCUCAAUGAAGUGGAUGCAGACUAGUUUUGUCCAGUAGAUAUGUGACUUCUGGUUUGUGUUACAAGAAUAGACAAUAUACCUUCUCAUCUAGUUCACUUUCUUUUGCUCCUCAUGAUUAUGUUCCCCUGGUUCAUUCAACAGUCAUCAAUGAAACAAAUCCAGGCGAUCAGCUUCUCACAUCCCUUGCUAAUGCGUGUUCUGCUUUUGGAUAGUGCAAGUAAUUAACCUGGGAGAUGACCCCUCCUUUGGUUUGUAUUUCCAUGAAUGUAGAAGAUCAAAGGUUGUUAUUGACUGAUUUUGUGAUACAUAUAGAGAGAAACUAUUUCUUUUGAUGGGAGAAUCAAAAACCAAGGGAUGAAAUCUUAGCAUUUCAGCCAAGAUAUUCAGUGACAAAAUGAGAAAGCUGUUUUUUCACCAAGGCUAAUGAAAAAUCUGCUGCUCAAUUCCCCAAAAGGCUCUGGUGUGGAACUUUCAAGACUUAGGUCAAUAGGCUUCUCUUAGAUGAGGGUAUCAAGGGUUAAGAAGCUAAAAUGACAAACUGGAGUUGAGGCACAGAUUAGCCAUGAUCUAAUUGAAGGGCAGAGCACAAUUGAUGGGCUGAAUGACCUCUUACCAUUCCUUUGUUUGAUAGUUCUCCAUCAAUCUAUUGUAAACAGUGUUCCUAAAUUAUUGUAGCUCCAAGCAGAAACAAAUGUGCGUUGGUGGAACUUGUUGCAAGACAACUGGUAGAUCCUACUUUUAUCUUUCCUUGGUUUCUAAAUGACUUGAUUCCAAAAUUUUCUGUCUGCAGUCAUUUUGCAUAUUGAUGACAACAUUUCUUCUCCCUUCUUUUUUUCCCUUCAUCUGCAUAAAUCUUUAUAUGAGGUCUUAUGGUAGUCAUUAUUGCGGCAUAUUUCCUGUCACUGCAUGGAAGGAAAUGAAGUGAUAAAAGAAAGGUUGUUGAGAUAAAAGAUUUUUCUGAAGAAGGCUCCUGACCUGAAAUGUCAAACUUUCCUGCUCCUCUCAUGCUGCUUGGCCUACUGUGUUCAUCCAGCACCACACCAUGUUAUCUCAGAUAAACGGAAGGAAUUGGUUAAGCUCCAUCAGGAAUGCCCCAAAAGGAAGAUACAGAAGAAACUGAAAAUGGAUGGGAGUGGAUACAAUAUUGCAGCAUUGGCAAAAUGGAAUUGUUAACUAUAAAAUUUACUGAAGUUGUAGACAACAUUGAGUUAAAACACUCAGUCAACACACUCAAUCUGAUGCUAGUAUAUAGUAAGAAUAAACAGGCAGAAUGAAACCAGUGCAGGGGUGACUCACAAAUACAUUAUUAGAAGAUUGUUAAUGGAGAUGAUUAUUUGUAUAUUGUGAGUGCUUGUUCCUGCCUGUAAUACCACAAAUAUACAGUAAUGUUAUGACUAGCUGAGGGUAGCUCCCCUCUUUCAAACAUCCUUGCUGAAAGAUGUUUAUAUUCUUUUAAGCAUGAGACUGUACCUCUAUUCAAUUGAAAUGUGUUUAACUAAUUUCUGCAGCAGUAAUGAAAAAAAUUACAAAGUUUCCUUGAGUUUAAUGCAAAACAAGUUUAUUUCCUGUCAAUCUUGAGCAAAAUAAUAAAGGCACGAUGUCAAACAUAUGUGCUGUCACUUCGUCCCUCACUUGUGCAGUGACAUACACACAAACACUCUCCAUACACACGCAAACAUCCUUAUAUACGCAAACCAGAACACACACAUGCCACCCCACGAACACACCAAAUAUGUGAAUAUACAGUUUGGAGCCUUUUGGAUGCCCUUCAUGUUUAAGAUUUUAACCUGAGGAAGUGAUUGUUUAGUUGUUGUUUUAGGCCAUGACCAGUAGAAAAUUUGCAGCUAUUCUUUGACUUCUCAAUGUUCUUAUGUUUUUUUUAAACAUGCAUUGUCACUGAGCAUUUUUCUUUUUAAGAUACAGAGAGAGAGAAAGUUCCACAGCCUUUCAGUUCUGCAUCCUUAAUUUUAUAUAUACCUAUGCCAACAGCAGCAGCUUGAAAUAUCAGCUUGUGUGAAUAUUUCAAUGCCUGAGUUCAUUGUCUCCAAGCUAGAUAAUUGCAGGUGAUGCUUUUAUCUCUUUAUAUGUGAACAUACUCAAAGGUGUCAUUCAAAAUAGGAAAUGAAGAUCUUUUCACUCUUCUCACGGGGAUGAAUUUACUGGUGUUGCAUUGCCUUCGGAUAAAAUGUUAAUUUCAAAUUAGCUGUCUGUUUAAUUCACGUUGUAACUUGACCCGCUUGUGGUCAGCUGAAGCCUGUAGCCAUUUUAAGUCAGUGCUUUUUGGUUCCUUUUUGUAACACCAUUUCAGACUGUGUAAGUCCCCAGUACUAAUUCAACGAUGAACUUCAGAACUAUGUUGUCCAAAUUGUAUAUCCUUGUGACAAUAUUCUCAUAGAAAAGAGACACCAAUGGAAUGUGAGAAUACAAGAUAGCUCGUCAAUCCCUUUAAUUUCCUCCUUUCAGAACAUAAGCCCUAUCCUUCUACCAGAGUGUUUGACUGUUGCUUAACGGUUCAGCUUUAACCCUAACCAUUUGCCCUAAUAACUGUGUUCUUGCUGUUGGUCACUUGUUUCGUAAUGAAAUUCUUACAGAAUCUGCAGCAAAGAUUCCAAAAAAAGGCCUUGUACAAAUGGCGCUGGUGCUUCCUGUUCUUUUCUUUCUUUGAAAUGGACAAUCUAUUUUGACAGAUUCUAGGAAAGGGCAUAUCUGAUAGGAAAUUAAUUAAGCCAUCAAAACCUUAUAACAAUUUAGUUGGCCAACACACUGUCUCUCUUUUUAGGCUGGAGUUAUCUAUGCAGACAUUUGGGUUUUAACCCAUUGAAUAAUUGGAUUCUUUAAAUUUACAUAUUCGAAAAAUGUCCCAAAACUCUUAUGUAACUCUUUUAGCUUUCAAUCCCCAACCAGCUUCUGACAGGUUAAUGGGUAACUAGAGAAGAUUCCUGGAGGAUUUUGAUAUUUUAGCAGUAGGGCUAUUUCUGAAUGAACGGCUGUAAGUGACCCAUCAGUAUAGGAUUUGAGGUGUAGGAUAGUGUUUACGGACUAUUAUGGCUACUUCCCAGUCAGAAUUGAUCAUGAAAAUGAAGCAGCUGUGGUCCACAGAUACAAACCCUGCAUCCUAUCAAAGAUGCGAUGCCAAAGUAGCAUUCGCCGUUAUCAAGAGGAGCAUAGCCUCUUGGAAACAACACUGAUUAUUCUGCCCUUCAUUUAGGAAGACACCUAGGAGGGAAGACCUUAAUUUUAACAAGACCAGUUGGUGCACCACUAUGCUUUAUCUACUAGCACAAAGAGCAUUUCCAUUUCAAUUGCUAUUAUGAAACUUCUGACAUGCAUCUUGUUCUGAACAUCAAUAAACAUUUGUGCCCAAGCUGAACAGCAGUUUAAAAAGCUCAUGCUUGAAUGUCUGAGAAUUGUAUUUAUAUUACAAGAACAUUUCAUAAUUCUGUUUUACUGUUUUGUCUUUAUGAUCUUAAUUGUCUUCAGUAUGAUACCUUUUGGCCUGCAUCAAAAUUAAUCUUAUAAUUUCAUCAAGGGAGAAUUUAUUGGUCUAUUCCUGAACUACCUCACAAUAUAGCAGAGAAUAAAAUUUAAACAACUAUGCUCACUUUGGCAUAGAUUUUGCUUUUCAUUUGCUGAUGGAAAACAUUGAAGUUAAUGGAAAGGGGGUUUAAUAGGCCGUUAACCUGAUGAUGGAAGAUUGUUAUGUCAAGCUCCAUUCUGCCCUCUUAGUUGGAUGUAAAUGAUCCCACAGUCAGUAUUGCAAAGAAUAUUGGGAGAGUUCUAGUCAACAUUUAUUGCUCAUCACCAAACAGAUGAUAUGGUCAUUGUCUCAUCUCUGUUUUGUCAGAGUGUGUUAUAUACAAGCUGACUGCCACGUAUCAUGCAUUACAACAGUAACUAAAUUUCAAACGGCUUCUACUCACUAUAAGGUGCUUUAAGACACCCUGAGGUCAUCAAAGAUGAGAUAUAAAUGCAAGUCUUUCUUGGUGGUGAUAGGAUAGAAUCUAUCCCAUUGUUGUUAAAUUUUCACAUUGUACUUAUGAACAAAAACAAGACAUUAUGGGUUAGAAACUAGUUGGAAGCUAAUGUUUAUGGACCAGUCAUAUUAGCUGCUUUUGCAGUUGGAGCACUUAAGUGCUUUUGGAUUUGUCAACAAAUACUGAUGUGAAGGAAUUCUUAAGUAGCUUGUGAGCCAAGUUGUAUCAUUAUGUGAAAUGUCAUUGGUAAACCAGUUUCUGGAAAUGGAGCAUUUAAUUAUAAAUUGCAAGAUGACAUGAGAAGUUUGAAUAUCAAAUUUCUUUGAAGAAGGAUGUUCAAAAUCUUUUAAACUCACCCUAUAAUGAUGUUGCUUUCUGAAUUAAAAGAUGUGUUUUCCAAACUGCUAAUUACUUUGCUUGUGAUACAUUUUAGAUCCAAUAGAAUAAACAAGAUGUUAGGAUAGCCCGAAGAUUUGGGCUCCCACAAUGUUCUGCUAUUUUCAAUUUUAGCUAAUGAGUAUUUUUGAAAAAAAUGACGCAUAUUAUCUAGAUAACAAGGUGUGGAGCCGGAUGAACACAGCAGGCCAAGCAGCAUCUUAGGAGGAGGAAAGCUGACGUUUCGGGCCUAGACCCUUCAUCAGAAAUGGGGGAGGGGGAGAGGGUUCUGAUAUAAAUAGGGAGACAGGGGGAGGCGGAUCGAAGGUGGAUAGAGGAGAAGAUAGGUGGGGAGGAGAUAGGUCAAAGGGUGGGGAUGGAGCUAGUAGAGGUGAGUGUAGGUGGAGAGGUAGGGAGGGGAUAGGUCAGUCCGGGGAGGAUGGACAGGUCAAGGAGGCAGGAUGAGGUUGGUAGGUAGGAAAUGGGGGUGCAGCUUGAGGUGGGAGGAGGGGAUAGGUAAGAGGAAGAACAGGCUAGGGAGGCGGGGUCAAGCUGGGCUGGUUUUGGGAUGUAGUGGGGGGAGGGGAGAUUUUGAAGCUUGUGAAGUCCACAUUGAUACCAUGGGGCUGCAGGGUUCCCAAGCGGAAUAUGAGUUGCUGUUCCUGCAACCUUCGGGUGGCAUCAUUGUGGCACUGCAGGAGGCCCAGGAUGGAGAUGUUGUCUAAGGAAUGGUAGGGGCAGUUGAAAUGGUUCGCAACUGGGAGGUGCAGUUGUUUAUUGCAAACCGAGCGGAGGUAUCCUGCAAAGCGGUCCCCAAGCCUGCGCUUGGUUUCCCCAAAGUAGAGGACUUUUUGUUUCACAUUCAUCAGGACAAUUUGUAAGAAAAUCAAUUUAAGGGGAAAACUUAUUUUUAGUCUGUAUGAGGUGAAAGUGCUAACUGCCUGAACAAGUAAACAGUGAUUGGUAGUGGCAUUAACAUGGAGAACGUACCAGCUUGAGAUGAUUGACACUUAACUUCCAGGAUUUAUUUAAAUUUUAAACCAGCAGGUUGGCUCAAGAAAUGAACCAGUAAGAGGGCUGCCACUUUUACAUUUUAUCUUUUGUGUUGAUCAUGUGUUUUUAGUCUCUGUAGUUCUAUGACGAGUGGAUCUAUUGUACUCAGAAGGCAUUGGAAAUAGAUCAUUUCUGCAAAUAUUGUGUUUCACUUUUUUGGGAGUCAGUAAAAAUGAUAAAGGUGACUGUUCAGGCCACUUAAGACUGAUGGAACAAUUGAACCAAAAGAGAUCGAACAAUGUUUCCAUAAUAUUCUUUCAUGGGAUUUGGGCAUUGCUGGAUAAACAGGAAUGUGUUGCUCAUCCUUAAUUGUAUCUGGAAAGGUAGUAAUGAGCUGUCUUCUUGAACUGUUGCAGUCCAUGCUGUGUGCAUACAUCUGCAUUGCUGUUAGGAAGGAUGUUUGAAGAUUUUGUUAAAGGAAUGGUGAUGUAGUUCCAAGUCAAGAUGGUAUAUGGCUUGGAGGGGAACUUACAGAUGAUGGCGUCCUCAUACAUCUGCUUUGACCUUCAAACUGACAGAGGUCAUGGGUUUGGAAGUUGCUGUCAAAGUGUGAAUUUGGAAUAAACCUCUGGAAUCCAACACUGCAAAAUCAGAAGUGUUUUAGCUUUGGCUGUGAAAGUGACUAAUGGUGUUAAUAUCUGUUUAGGAAAUGCUACACUUUAGACCAAACUGGGUUAGCCCAAGAGCAUAUUGGUUUGCAUUUGGAGAGUCCAUUUACUGAAUUGGAAUCUCACCUGUCACAGUGUACAAACCACAAGGACAGCUAAAGAUUGUCAAGCUGACCCGAUCAGGUAUAAAGUCAGAGAAUAUUGACUGAUCAUUGCACAGUGGUCUAUACCAUUUUUGACUCCUCAGGGAAUAAAACACUCUGGGCUUACAUUCAGCAAGACCAGGACAAUAUUAAGGCUUUGACUGAUGAUUGGCAAGUAACAACUGCCAAGAACAUCCUCAUUGUCAACUUUUUGUGACUCAUGCAUUGACCAAAAAUUGAAAUGGACCAACUAUAUCAACACUCUGGCUAAAAGAGGCUAGGAAUUUUGUAGUGACUAACACUCUUCCUAACUCCCCCAAAGUUUUUGUACCAACCAUAAAGCACAAUUCAGAAGUAAUGUGGAAUAUUCUGCACUUGCCUGGAUUAUUGUGGCUCUAAUUGUCAAAAUGUUCAACACCAUCCAGGGUAAAACAGCCUCCUUGACCUGCAACCUUAUCCACCACCUUCAACAUUCACUCCUUCUACCACUGACACUUGAUAACAGCAGUGUGUCCCAUCUACAAGAUGCACUGUAGUAAUUCACCAAGACUUCUUUGACAACAACUUACCAACAUUCAACUGUUUUCAAUAAGAUGACAAGGUCAGCAGAUACACUGAAACACCAUCACCCACAAAUUCACCUCAAAGCCACUCACUGUACUGACUUGGAAAUAUGUCAUUGUAUUUUUAGUGUCCCUACAACAAAGCCAUAGUGUUACUGGGGGUCUGCCAAUGGCAAAUUGAGCCUAGCGGUUCAAGAAGGCAGCUCACCACCACCUUCAUGAGGGCAACUAGGGAUGGCCAAUAAAUGCUGGUUCAGCCAGACACACCCACAUCUCAAGAGUCAAUAAAAAAUCCCCCCACCCUCUGUAAUGGUUCCUCCUGCUUCCGAUUUUGCCCCACCAACUGCAAGAGAGAGAGCUAAGUGCAGCAGUGAAUGCCGUGAAGAUUGUUUGGGUAGUGUGUCUAAAAUGGAAUGUGUGUGUGAGAAGUGUGGAAUGUUUGCAACAGUGUUACUUAAGAGAAGUUGUUCUUACAGCCAUGUUUAAUCAUUGUUACACUGUGUUUAUACAGCUUCAUGUUGGACUUUGUUACAUAUGAUAAGGACGGAUUUUAUGUAUUGCAUUGUACAGUGAAUUUGACAAAUGUUAUGCCUAUUUUUAUCUUUUUUUUGUACAUGAUUGUUUAUUGAUAUUUGUACUUAAUGGAAAAGUUAUGUAUGACUGAACACACCCCAUUUGAACUUGGAAGGUUCUAGAUCUUGUGUUAAUUCACUAUUCCUGCAUGUGUCUGUUGAAAUGGAUGAGAAUGUUU
This is a messenger RNA of Stegostoma tigrinum, 9305 nucleotides long. Its product is annotated as endothelial cell-selective adhesion molecule-like. Bases 139 to 1413 code for a protein of 424 amino acids. Gene Ontology annotation, cellular component: plasma membrane; adherens junction. The record is from RefSeq and is a predicted model, not a curated record. Gene Ontology annotation, biological process: homophilic cell-cell adhesion. NCBI's taxonomy places the organism in Eukaryota, Metazoa, Chordata, Chondrichthyes, Orectolobiformes, Stegostomatidae. The transcript is spliced from 8 exons. Gene Ontology annotation, molecular function: cell-cell adhesion mediator activity.